Vigna umbellata (rice bean) is the source of this 1173-nucleotide messenger RNA. RefSeq lists its product as uncharacterized. Lineage: Eukaryota; Viridiplantae; Streptophyta; Magnoliopsida; Fabales; Fabaceae. The record is from RefSeq and is a predicted model, not a curated record.
AUGGCAUUCUAUACCGAUAACGAUCCAGUCAUAUGUAGGGCUUUUUCAUUGUCCCUGAAAGAUGAAGUACUGGAGUGGUAUCACACCCUCCCUACAAAUUCAGUGGAUUGUUUUGCUACCGUAGAAACUCUUUUCCGAAAACAAUACGCUGCCAAUAGAAGACAGGAGAUGACACCGGCUAAACUAGUAAGCACUAAACAAGAAAAAUAUGAAACCUUGAAAGCUUUCAUUCAGAGGUACAAUGAGGCGGCCAGGCGCGUAAAAGACGUGAAUCACACGUUCAUAAUAAACAAUUUGCCUUCGUGUUUGAGGCCAGGGUAUUUUGUUGAACAGUUGUAUGCAGAUCCAAAGUCUAUGGAAGAGCUCCAUGAAACGAUUGCAAAAUUCAUACGCAUUGAGGACAUCAGAAACUCCCGAAAAAGGCAACAACAAGAAAAUCCUAACAGCGGUAACAAGAAAGAAACGAAGCGAUCGUCCAACGACUAUAAAUCUGAGAGACCUCCUCGAAAGGAGUCGGGGUGGACACCCAAGUACGAUCGUUAUACUGUCCUUAACGCACCCAGAGCAAAGGUACUCGAGGAGGCCCUACACGCAAAACUCCUCACUGUUCGGCGAAAAUCCACUCUAAAGAAUGCUGAUGAGAGUAAGGCUUGUCGUCUUCAUCUGAACCACGACCAUGACACCGAAGAGUGUAACCUAUUGAAAGAUGAGAUAGAGAGGCUCAUCUGUGCAGGAUACUUCCAAAAAUACAUAAAGGAGAGGACAUCCCAAGCAGCGACCCCAAGUCGAAAUGAAACCUCGAGGACAAGUCCCGAACAAUCGUCUCACAGAGACGAUCGACAAAGACGACAAUCCCAAAGCCGCUCCCGACACCUAGAAAGAGAGAGGUCGGUCCGAGGACGAAUCGACACCAUAUCCGGAGGCUUCGCAGGAGGAGGAGCAUCAACAUCUGCUCAGAAGAGACACUUGAGAGAUUUAAAAACGGUGCACAUGGUAGACCAACAGCCUCGAUCCAUGCCCAACAUUACCUUUACAGAUGCAGACUUUCACGCUCCUGACCCCGAUCACGACGAUCCCAUGGUAAUCACCGCCGAGAUAGCCCGAUACGAUGUCAGGAAAGUGCUCACGAUCAAGGCAGCUCGGUCAAUAUCUUGUACUGGACCACAUUCUUGA